UCCAUCUGCUUCCAUUCAGGCUGGUCACGCCAAGCCAAGCUCGGCUCCUGCCCGGACCCCUACCCCAGUCCCUGCCCCCUUCCUCACCCCGGCCCCCGGCCCUGGUCCCCCCUCAGCCGGUCCCAUGCGUCGCCUGCUGCCGCUCCUUCUCCUCCCCGGACUCUUCGCUGUCGCCUUCCAGCCCGACUGGAGCAAGCUUCGUGGCUUGGCCCGGGGCAGAGUGGAGACCUGCGGAGGAUGACAGCUGAAUCGGCUGAAGGAGGUGAAACUCUUCGUCACCCAGGACAUCCCUUACUACCACAACCUGGUGACGAAAUACCUCCCUGGAGCCGACCCUGAGCUGGUGCUGUUGGGUUACCAGUAUGAGGAGCUUGAGAGAAUCCCACUCCAUGACAUGACCCGGGAGGAGAUUAACCAGAUGUUGAAGGACUUGGGCUUCUAUCGAAAAUCGAGCCCAGAUGCCCUCGUACCUCCUGAGUACCAGAAGGCCCCAGCUAGGCCCUUUGAAGCAGAGGCACCCAAUCCAGUGCCCCAUGGGGAUUCAAUGCCCACACGCCAGGAACUCUAGGCCCGGGGAAUGUGGCUCCCACCCCAGCCGGCAGCUGUGAAAUGGCAUCGCAUGCCGGGCUUCCUAACUGGAGCUCAGGUGCCAGGGCCAUGCCCAUGCCCCCAAGGGAAGGGCUGGCACACUGCUGGGGCCACCCACACACCUCAACUUGCCUGGCAGUGCCCCUUGGGGGUGGGAGAGUGGGAGAGUGGCGAAUGUCUCAAGUCCAGGAGAAGUGGCAAGUUGGUCUGCAUGGGUGGCAUUGGGACCCUGUCAACGGCACUCCCGCCCCCACGUCCAGCCACCAGGGACAGGAUGAAGCUCUCAGCUCAAAGGGUUACUCUUGCUGAGGGCAGAUGGCUGUGUCCUUGGGGCCAGGCCAGGGGGUGUGUGGAGGCUAGGGCUGAGGUUUUUCCCUUUCCCUUAUGCAGUAAAGGCCCCUAUUCCAACUGGCAA
Vombatus ursinus (common wombat) is the source of this 1003-nucleotide messenger RNA. RefSeq names its product selenoprotein M (gene SELENOM). Gene Ontology annotation, cellular component: endoplasmic reticulum lumen. NCBI's taxonomy places the organism in Eukaryota, Metazoa, Chordata, Mammalia, Diprotodontia, Vombatidae. The transcript has 5 exons. The record is from RefSeq and is a predicted model, not a curated record. Gene Ontology annotation, molecular function: oxidoreductase activity.